Molecule: messenger RNA, 2226 nt
Organism: Fomitopsis serialis
Lineage: Eukaryota; Fungi; Basidiomycota; Agaricomycetes; Polyporales; Fomitopsidaceae
Exons: 13
Coding region: 1-2226 (741 amino acids)
Biological process (GO): DNA-templated transcription
Molecular function (GO): zinc ion binding; DNA binding
Source: RefSeq, a predicted model, not a curated record
AUGCCAGGGCCGUCAGGCUAUCGCGACGGCGGGCCUCCAGCCAAACGGCCCCGUCAAGACGACCCACUCGACGACAGCGGCCAACCGUACAGCCUUGCUGGGCCCUCCGUUCAUCCUGACGCUGACGCUUCGGCGGACGCAUCCUCCAAGAGAAGCAGGAAACGGCCAUUAUCCUGCGGAGAAUGUAGAAGGUGGUGCGACCGUGUCUUUCCAUGUCAAUCGUGCUGCAAAAGAGGCUGUGCAGAAAUAUGUCCGGACGGUGCUCUGACUGGAGGCAAGGGUAGCAGGUUUAUUCUUGCCAACACGGAGCAGCUCCACGACAAGAUCAAGUCCAUGGCGGAGCGCAUCCACCAGCUGGAGGAUGCGCUUGGGCAGCUUCAAUCAUCACACUCGACCGAGCCGCAUCCUCUCUUACGCCAAGAGCUCCUGGCGAUCAAGAGGUCACCCGAAUUGUUCGGAGUUGAGCGCAAUGGCGCUCAGCAGUCAAACAAUCAUGACCGCUCUCGGCGCGACGACGAAGACCACCCCAGCGUAGGCUCAUCGACCUCCCCGGGUGUCAUUCAUGACGAGUAUGCCGUAGCUUCAUCAAACGGGGCUAUAUCAAGUCUGACCUAUCUCGGCAUCCCCGAUGACAUCGCACGACUUAGCCACUCCUGCCCUUUCCCCGAGGCUAUGCACCCUGAGCUGAACCCUAAUCUCAGGCAAAGAAUUCGGGACAUGCUCCCUGACCGCGCAGAGGGUCAGCGAAUUUCUGAGCAAGCGCUGCGCAACGCAUUCUGGCAUUACAGCCCGGACACAAGCGAAAGCUUCAUUCCCAACCUUGUCCAUAGCGUCUACACCACCCCGACUGCGCAGUUGCUUCCCCACCGACUCAGCCUAUUCCUGAUGAUCAUCGCAAUGGGCACUGCGGUCGACUUGGAGCAACAACACGAACCUUAUGUUGCCGAACGCUACCAUCAAUUAGCGAGGGCUGCACUCUGCGAGACUAGUGUGCUCGACGAUCCCAGUAUCGAUACCAUCAACGCAUUGUUUUUCAUGUUAUGGUACAUGCUCAUGUUUACCAGCUUCAAGAGAGCCCCUGAACAUACAUGGGGCAUGAUGGGUCUCCUGGCAAAACUGGCGCAAACUGUAAACCGCGAUGGCGUGGGCAAGAUGAUUCCCGAAGAGCUGGAUAAGCGGAAGGCAUUACUCUGGAACAUGAUGAGUAUAGAUGUGCGCCUGGCGUUAAUGUUAAGGCGGCCGCCGUCGAUCCACCUCCGUCAUGUGGACGUGAAGCAGCCGGCAUACAACUUCUUCGGCUCACCGUGCGCGAAUGUGAUCUCUUCCUAUCACGAAUGGAGGGAUCAGUUUCUCGCACAAUGUCAGUAUCCCGUGGCCGAACUUAUCAAUGCGACGCAGCCACCGCGGUACACGGAAGUUCUCGAGCUCGAUGCCAGGAUUCGCGACUUCGAAAUCCCACCACUACUACGCAUGGUCGACAAUGACGGGGUCGCACCACCUCACCCUGUGGGUAUGCAGCAGGCAUUGACCCAGUGUAAUCGCGAGCAGACCCUGCUGAAUCUGCACAGGGCGUACUUUACGUCCGCUAUGAAGGUAACGGAAGGCUAUUCGAUGAAGCACAAAUAUGCCCCAUCCGUUUUGGCAACCUUCCACAGCGCGCUCAGUGUCAUCUGGUCCUUGAAUACGUGCUACCGAUGGGAGCCGGAGCUGUGUGUGCGGGUUUCGAUCCUGUGGUCGAAUUGCCUGUCAUCCGCGCUCGCACUAUGCUUGGUGCUCGGCCGUGUACCCACAAGCCCCAUGUCCUCGCAAGUGAUUACGGUCCUGGAUAAUGUGUUGAGGCUCUUCCACGAGGUAGCUCCUCGGUGUGAGACCGCCGCGAAGUCAAUUGUGAGCUUGUCGACCGCGAUUUUCGCGUGCAUGCCGUUAACAUUGAUUUUGCAGCAUACCCUCGAGGCAUGCAUCGAUCGCUCGCGGACAAUAUACCGCAGCUGGCGCAGCAGCCACACGGACUCAUGGAUUGACCACGACGGGGAUGCCGUCAGCACGAUGGCCAUCCGCUCCGGGGUCAUGUCGUCGCACGCCUCGCCAUCAGUACCUUCGCUAGAGGAUGAUCCAUUUGACACGCGCACCAUUCACUCAGACGCUGCUACGACAUGUAUCACGCCGCGGUGCCCCCCGACUUCGUUGACCCGUACCCCGGUCCGCUCGAGGCUCCCGUUGGGCUAG